Messenger RNA from Protobothrops mucrosquamatus (brown spotted pit viper), 1380 nucleotides. RefSeq names its product chromosome unknown C16orf46 homolog (gene CUNH16orf46). The annotation marks the transcript as partial. The transcript has 2 exons. NCBI's taxonomy places the organism in Eukaryota, Metazoa, Chordata, Lepidosauria, Squamata, Viperidae. The record is from RefSeq and is a predicted model, not a curated record.
GCAGAAGGCGGGCAACCUGCCGUGACAGCAACUGUUAUGAAUUCCUCUGGACCGAACCGAAGCGACGACAACAACAACUGUGACAAAGGGGCCACAAAGCUGAGAAGCGGGGACACGGAGACGCGCUGCGUCUACGCCGAUGAGAAGCGGGAGAGGAAUCAGAUUUACACCCUUUUGAGCAUCAGCAACAGUGUGAAGGAGGAGGAGGAAAGGCCCUGGGAGUGCCUGAACGGGACAGGAUGGGAGGAAGCGGUCCAAAGCUGGAGCAAAACAGCCCCGUUUGCUUACCUUCAAUUACAAAAGAGAGUCCGAAAACCCCGGACGAGUGAGUCCGCCAAUGGAUGCCUCUACUGCUUAGAUCUGAUGCAAGGCGUGGAACCGGAGCCCAAGAACAUUGUUCAAGUCAAAUCCAAUUUCAAACUCAACCCAAGCGCUGCCGCAGGUAGCCCUCCAGAAAAACAACAGACGGUGCUUUAUUCUAAUUCAGUCACAACUACUACUACUUCUGCUGCUUCUGCCACAGAUGAGCCUAAAAAGGAAACAGAUUAUAGCAAAUGGCACUCUCUUCAGAUGUCCCAGGGAGAAAAGAAAAGGAUGUCCUUAAAAGAAGCCCAAGCUUCUCUGAGUGAAAAAAAGUUAUUUCUCAUGAAAGAGAAUCUGCUGUUCCCAGCAGAGAAAAAAACGGUGCCGAUCAAGGAAUAUAGCAUUCUGUCACCGGGAAAGCCCCAAAGUCUAGAAACCGUCAAGACCAAAGAGAUAAGGAGCCACGAGCCUCUUCUGUGGAACCAGCCUGGCACCGAAAUCACGGCUAAGUCAUCGUUGGUCCUGCCGCCCCUGAAGGAGACAGCGCUCAAACACAGCCUGGAUAACUCUCCAAAGAAAAGUAAGGUAGUUCCUUCCCAGGCCGGUGACAAAAACUCCCAUGCGUACGCAGAGACGGUUUCCUGCCCUCAGUUUUUAAAAAGCAAGGAAGCGACGCGCGAGCCGAGGAUAGACGCCCUGUACGAUGCGGUGAAGGAGCAGAUAAAAAUGCACGAGAUAGCCUCCGCCUUUGUCCCGAGGCUUUCCAAGACUUCAGUCGCCUCAAGGAAUUUGGAUCGGGGCUACUGGCACUGUGGUUUUUUGCCCUAUCGGAAAAGUCUAACCUUGAGCAGUUCGGUUCAGCUGAGAAGAGCCGGCCAUCUCCACAGCAGCCAUUCCCUGCACGCAAAAGGAAGCCACGCCAGCAAAGCCAGUGAAAUUAGGAGCAGGAGUUACAAUGGAAGCAAACAGGAAGGAAGUCAGGCCAAAACUCAGGACAUCCCACUGCUUUCUGGACUGUUCCCUUCCUUAACGGUCAGCCGGAUUGCCUUAACAGCCUUGCCUUCUAGGCUGACCUGA